UGUUGCGUCGCGGAAUGAUGACGUUAACAGCACAACAAAACCCAAUGGCUGUCGGUGCAAGGAAACAGAAUGGAGGACUAAAACAUUCCUUCUGGGACGUCCUCAGGCUGUCAAGUGCAAACAGCUGCCAAUGUAUAUGAGACAUUUUGCCAGGUUCUAUUCAGCUAUGGCUGGACCCAGGCCUGUGGUGCUGAGCGGCCCAUCCGGGACGGGGAAAAGCACUCUGUACAAGAAGCUGAUGAAGGAAUACAGCAGCGUCUUUGGCUUCAGCGUCUCACAUACAACUAGAAAUCCGCGACCCGGAGAAGUGAAUGGCAAAGAUUACCACUACGUCACGCGGGAAGCCAUGCAGGCCGCCAUCAACAAGGGCGAUUUCAUCGAGAACGCAGAGUUUUCCGGGAACUUGUACGGGACGAGUAAAGCGGCCGUGCAAGACGUUAAGGACCGCAACCUCAUCUGUAUACUGGAUAUAGACAUGCAGGGGGUGAGGAACAUCAAGAGAACCGACCUCAAUCCUAUUUACAUCUCCAUCCAACCUCCGUCUUUGGACAUCCUGGAAACCCGUUUAAGAGACCGAAAAACAGAGUCAGAGGAAAACCUUCAGAAGCGCUUGAACGCAGCUAAAGCGGAAAUCGAAUUUAGUAAAGAAGCUGGCGUGUUUGACCUCGUCAUCGUCAACGACAACCUGGAUGACGCUUAUGAGCAGCUAAGAGAUGCUCUUCUGGAGGAAAUCCACGGGGUCAAGAAAAUCAACUUGUCCUCGUAGGAGAAGGACAUCAUAACGCCAUUUCUAAGCCACUCCUCACUAAAACCUCUACUACUCUUGUUGUGAACAUUCCAGCCAUAGAGGUGGUCUAAAAAGCAAAACAAAGACAUCCCCUCUAAGUGGAAGAUGUAGGUUUACAUGGUAUUUAGACAUGUAGUUAUUACUCAGCAUUGUAAAGUGGAUCAUGUUUUUUUUUAACCUUUUUUUGUAUUUACACCUGUAUUGAAAAAAGCAUCAGCUAUUGUGUGAUAGGUUACUGGUGCAGUAUGCAGUAGGGGGUGUCGCAAAAAACAAUUCUGAUGUAAGCGCUCCAUUACAAGCAGUCCUGCAGUGUCUGCAAAGCUUGACAGCCAGUUCACUUCUAAAUGUCCUUCAAUAAGCACACACAGUUGGUGUUCUCUUGUAUUUUUAGUCAAGUCAUUUACAAGAACUAAACAUGAUAGGCUAUAGGCUACUAGCAGGUACACAACAGCUAAGCUCACAAGCUAGACAUACAUAAUAAGUGUCCUUAAAUGAACAAUAGUUCCUUCUAAAACACAUUUGUCAAUACAAACAAGUAUCAAAUAAUUAUAGUUGUGUUGUGUAUAACUUAUAGAUACAAAGUCUCCAAAGCAAAAGUAUGUUAAAGUCAUUCGACUUACUAUGUCAUGAGUUUUACUUAAUAAUUGUGGUCUAUAGCUGUUUCCAAAAAACAGAUAAAGACCGCAUAAGUCCAUUCCAGAUGAUUAAUUAUAAAUAAGUCAGUUUUUCGUACUGUUCUCCAAGUAAUUUCAGCCUUUUCUAACACUCCACAUUACACAAUAAUAAAAGAAUGUAUGAUAAAUGCUGAAAUUGUAUCUGCCAACAAUAGUUCUCCUAUCGGAAGUUGUAUUGGGACACCCCUAGUAUGCAGUCAUCAAAAUAUUUAUGGACUGAGGAAACACGUUACUGAAGUCAUUCCGACAUGUCGAAGAACUGGUCUGUGAGGCUCAGUCAGCCAUGUCGCUGUGGCACCGUGUUUACGGUCAAAGCCAUCAGCCACACGGAUGGUAAGCCAUUUACAUUACAUUUAAAGGGGAGCAUGUAAGUCAGAUGAAACCAUUUAUGUUUGAAUUCCAGGUAACACUUUCUUACUUUUGUAUUUCAUUUGCUAACUUAAGCUUUGUUUUAUUUUAAGAUAAUAGCCCAGAUGUUAUGUUUUACAAACAAGUGAGUGACAAUGUUGUGUUUAUUAGAGGAACUUUAAUAGAACAACUAAACAUGUUUUUACUGUGGUAUAACUGCCGGCAGACUCAGACUCAACAUGUGUGUGCAUUAUUAUUUAAUAUUUUACCAAAACAAGUCACUUGGUUCCCUCAUGACAACCCAUUUAUAUUUUGUGGGUAUUAAAACAAUAAAUGUA
Molecule: messenger RNA, 2147 nt
Organism: Entelurus aequoreus (snake pipefish)
Lineage: Eukaryota; Metazoa; Chordata; Actinopteri; Syngnathiformes; Syngnathidae
Product: guanylate kinase-like
Exons: 7
Coding region: 131-766 (211 amino acids)
Biological process (GO): purine nucleotide metabolic process
Cellular component (GO): cytosol
Molecular function (GO): GMP kinase activity
Source: RefSeq, a predicted model, not a curated record